Molecule: messenger RNA, 1688 nt
Organism: Phaedon cochleariae (mustard beetle)
Lineage: Eukaryota; Metazoa; Arthropoda; Insecta; Coleoptera; Chrysomelidae
Source: the annotation of a GenBank genome assembly
AUGAUGGAAGAAAAUCAAAAACCAGUGAGUAAUUGUUAUGCAGAAAAUUACUUUGGUAAUUUAAAGACACAUAUAUUGGGUGGUCAAAAAAAUUUGAAGUGUUCUCGAUAUCUCAGAAAGAGCAGAGAAUAUGUCAAAGCUUUAUUUAAAGAAUACAAUUUGAAUAUACCAAAGAGGAAACUCACCAAGCAAAGAAAAAGAGAAUACCCUGACGAUGAAUUUUCAUCUCAAGAAACAUGGAACAAAAAAACGAAAACCACUGACACACAUUUCACCGGGAAGUAUUUGAAGAUGAUUGCACCAUUAUCAAAUGUAGAAAACAAAAAUCAAUUAUCACAUGCAGAGAACAAAAAUUCACAACAGGAUAUUGUCAUUGUACAUGAUGAUAUGGACGAAACAGUUCUAGAAAAAUGUAUGUAUUGUGGAUUUGGCAGACUGAAUGUAACUGCGGAAUGGGUGAAAUGUGACGGAUGUGGUGGUUGGGUGCACAAAAAUUGCGAUCAAUCAUUACAAGAUUAUGGUGAAACUUAUUUUUGCGAAGCUUGUGUUACAAACAAAAUAUACACUUUGGACUCAAAACCGGAUUUGCGAGAGAAAUGUGAAAAUGCCAUAAAACAGCUCCAUGAAGAUAACGACCAUAGAGAUGACAUCGAGCAGGAAACAAGGAGCCAAAGACAAUUACCCCAGUGGUUUUUGGAACGAAGAAAGAGAGUGAUUGCUUUCAAUUUCAGGAUAAUAAUGGAGGCAAGAUCAAGUGAUAGGAAAAUAAUUAUGGCUAAGACCAUUAUAUCACAAAAAAGAAUUUGCACCGAUGCAAUAAAACAUGGAAUCGAUAAUGAAGAAAGGGCAAUCCAGAAAUAUCUAAUGGAGAAUAAACAUAUUUACACGAAAUGUGGUCUCGUAGUCCACAACCAAUAUCCAUACUUAGCAGGAUCUCCGGAUGGACUCUUAGAUAGGGAUGGCAUAAUUGAAGUCAAAUGCCCUCAUAAAAUAAGGAACGAAAUUCCAACUUAUUCCAACAUGGAUUAUUUCGAUGAAGAUAUACUUAUGAGAUAUACUCAUGAUGUUCAUUAUCAAGUUCAAGGACUACUAGAGAUAGUGAAUAGACCAUGGUGUAUAUUGGUAAUCUACACAUACCAGGGUCUGUUCAUUCAUAAGAUUGAGAGGAAUCGUGAGAUAUUCAAAUCGAUGUUGAAUAGGUUGAAUGAAUUUUAUUAUUAUUAUUACCUUCCCACUCUCAUUGAGUACGAUGUGAAAAAUGAGAUAGAAAGAAAAUGGAGACCCUUUUACAUGAAAUUACAUUUUUAGAAAACGGAUUGGUCGAUGAUAUUUUUUAUUAUCGCAAAAAAAUAGGUGAUAGGGAUUAUACUGUUGCUAUUUUCGAGCGCUUGAACUAUUAUUUGAAUGAUUUGAAAGCAUCUGAUUAUGAAUCUUUAUCUUCUUCGGAUAGGGAUGGCUGGUUAACUAAUUUUGUUGUCGACAUUAUUAUGUUAUUAUUCAAUCAUGGCGAUCGAUAUCAAAUCAUUCCCGAACAAUUGGGGUCAGCAAUAUUUAGUGAUGAGGCUCAUAUCAAAUCUGACUACUUCCUAGAGAAAAUGAAGUUCCAUAAAGACUACAUUGCAAUGCCCAUUUUGAUCACCAAUAUGUCUGAUUAUCAUUGAUUUUCAAAAUAAAACCUUCAGUUAUUU